AUGGCAGAUGUCCCAGAUUGCCCCAGCGAGCGGGCCCCAGCACCUGGCAUACGCGCAGAGACUGAGCCUGGGCCACAUCAGGUGCCGCCGCGCGCCGGGAGGGCUCUCCACUCAGCCGUGGACACCCCUCAAUACCGCAGCAAGAAGGGGCCGUGGGCACACACCUGUGCCCUGUUCCAGACCCCAAGCCAUUGUCCAGCCUGCGGCCAGUUCUCGUGCCGGGGACCCCUUGCGCCUGCCAGGAUGCUGGGAGCCGGGGCCUCCCCGGGCCAGGGCCAGCCCCCCAGCACCAAGGCUGCCCUGAGCAGGCGGGACGUCUUGCUGCUCACCUACGUGCUGGCUUCGCUGGAGCUCACAUGCCUCUUCAUGCAAUUCUCCGUCAUGCCGUACCUGACCCGAAGCCUCGGCCUGGACUCCAUCGCCUUCGGCUACCUGCAGACCACCUUCGGGGUUCUUCAGCUGCUUGGUGGGCCCAUGUUCGGCAGGUUCGCAGACCAGCGAGGGGCGCGGGCGGCCUUCACGCUGUCCUUCCUGGCGUCCUCGGCGCUCUACCUGCUCCUGGCGGCCGCCUGCAGCCCAGCCCUGCCCGGUAUCCUCCUGCUCUUCACCUCGCGCAUCCCCUCCGCCCUCAUGCACAUCAUGCCAGUGGCCCCAAACCCAGAUCCUGCCAGUCCUGAUGCAGCUCCGGCUUCCGGCCAGGCCCCUGCCCUCUUGAUGCAGUGCCCUAUCCUCGUGGCACUCGCUAUCAAUGUCCUGGGUACUGUCCUCAGCUUCACCUUCAUCCCGGCCAGCACCAAAGGGACCAGUGGGGAUGCCCAGGCCCCCCCAGCAGGGAACCCCAAGGCCAGCGUGUUUGACCUGAAGGCCAUCAGCCGCCUGCUGCUCCUGCCCGGAGUCCUGCCCGUCUUCCUCAUCAAGGUGGUAUCCGGCUUUCCGUCAGGCCUCUUCAUGAUCAUGUUCUCCAUCAUCUCCAUGGACUUCUUCAAACUGGAGGCCGCCCAGGCCGGCUACCUCAACUCCUACAUUGGGAUCCUUCAGAUGGUCGUCCAGGGUCUGGUGGUUGGACGGCUGAGCCGCCGCUUCUCCAAGCGCACCCUUCUCCAAGCCAGCGUACUGGUCUUCGUCAUCGUGGGUCUCGCUAUGGCUCUCAUGGCCAAUGUCUACCACUUCUGCCUCCUGGCGCCUGGCCUGAUCUUUAGCCUGUGUGUCCUCAACGUGGUCACCGACAGCAUGCUGACCCAGUCCGUCUCCCCCGCAGACACAGGCACCAUGCUGGGUCUCUGUGCCACUGUGCAGCCGCUGACCCGCACGCUGGGACCCACCCUCAGCGGCCUCCUGUACCACCAUGUUGGGGUGCCUGUGUUCGGACAUGUGCAGGCGGCUGUCAACCUCCUGGUCUUCCUGAUGCUCUGGAAGAUGCCUCUGCUCCAGAAGACGGACAAGCUGGGAACCUGCCUGGCUGAGCAGGCUGCCUGGGGCCCAGUGAACCUUCAGUGCCCUGCCACCUGCCCCAGCCCCUAG
This is a messenger RNA of Elephantulus edwardii (Cape elephant shrew), 1521 nucleotides long. It is a transcript of the gene SLC67A1, whose product is annotated as solute carrier family 22, member 18. Gene Ontology annotation, biological process: transmembrane transport. Gene Ontology annotation, molecular function: transmembrane transporter activity. The record is from RefSeq and is a predicted model, not a curated record. The transcript is spliced from 12 exons. Bases 1 to 1521 code for a protein of 506 amino acids. NCBI's taxonomy places the organism in Eukaryota, Metazoa, Chordata, Mammalia, Macroscelidea, Macroscelididae.